UUUAAAAUUUGUAUUUUAAUAUAACAUUUUAUUAGUUAAUAUUGUUGUAAUAUUUUAUAUAUGUGCUUAGUUAUUUACAAAACUUUUAUGAAUUUCAAUUAAUUAUGACAAAUAUAAGAACCAUAAGAUAAAAUAUAAAUAGUUUUGAAGUUAAGUUUGAAGUUUUGAUUUUGGAGAAUAACACUUUUAAACUUCAAAUAUAGAAUUUUGAAAAUUGAAAAUAGAGUGUCUUUUUGGAGAUUAUCUAAUCUCAAAAUUAAAACAAAUUAAUGGUUCCUGAUUUUGGUUUGGAAAGUGUAGAAAUAGCAACUCCAAAUGUUGACCUAAAGAAAAAGAAUAGUUCCAAGUAGGAAAACUCAUAAAAGUUGGUAUCUUUGGUAUAUAUUAUUGAGAUUUCAUGUUCCCCUGCAAUUGCUUUUCCCAGCAGUGCGUGCUUGAAAAAAGUUUGAGAUUUUCUAAAUUAUUAUUGGACAUUAAUAUAAGAAGAGAAAAAACCAGAUUUUAAUACUAAGUAUCUUUAGUCCAAAGACAUCAAUAAACCGAGGUUAAGAAAAACCUUUGUGUUCAAAGAAAACGAUUAUAGAAUGAAAGAAUUUUGACUUUAAAAUUACUACGAGUCUACGAGGCGUCUGUUCACGUAGCCUUCUCGGGGGAAUUUGCGGCGUGAAGUGCAAGUAAAAUCACAUAGAUGUGACUUAAGGGUCCAAUCCACCAAUUUUAUAACAUAUCAUACAUUCAUACUGAUCAUUAUCCCUGGUAUAGUAUAGUACUCUAAAUAUCAAAUACGUAUAGUAGUUAUUUGCAGUUAUGGAUCUAAAAGUAUUUUAUAUUAAGCGUAUUAAUUAAUUCAAAAUUAUUUAUUAUAAUAUAUUUAUAACUUAUAUCUAAAAUGUAUCUCUUUAUUUGUAUUAUAUCAACAAGUCUGUCUAAAACUGUUUAAAACAAGUAACUAUUAGUAAAGGUGCGGUAUUGGAUAGUGCUGAUGCCAAUGAACCAUUGGGUGUCCCACCAGCCAUGGAACUUGUCAUCUCAAAGUCUCCAUUACCAUUCACUUCUGCCUCUCAUGGUAGUUCCCUUACACAGCCUCAAGACCCGUUUGUAGCUGACGAAUCAACACUGAGGUCACGAGGCGGUAGGCCAUUAAAGCCAUCUCAAAGGCUUAAAGAGAUGGAAUGGUUUACUAUUGCAGGGAAAGGAAACAUAGGCCCAGGUAGAACUCAUCGCUAGGUUCACAACAAAGUCUUGUUAAGUGUUCCUACAUGCUACUAUGUUGCUUCCUUGUCUCUCGACUUUAAAACUGUUGCAUGAUGUUUUAUCUUUGAAUUCUAAGGUCCUUAAACCUUAUCUAUGUAUCUUUCUAACAUUUAAAUUGAAAACCUUUCAUCAAAAGAAAAAUUAAUAGUAAAAGCAAUAUUUAUAUUAUUUAACAUAUACUUACAUUUUUGUUACUAAUAUACAAAGUUUUUUAAGAUGAACAAAAGUAAGUUAAGCACAUAUAUAAAAUGGAAAAAUAAAUAAACAAAUGAUCUCUAUUCUAAAAAAAUAAUAAUUAACUAACUGAAAGAUACAGAAAAUUUAAAUUUAAAUCUAAAUUUCAAAUAUGUGUAGUAGAUUUAGUAGUUAAAUGUAACAUAGUCAUAUUUAUGAAACGAAGGAGUAUAAAUGCUUAUUAAGAAUAAAUGAAGAGCCAAAUAAGACAUGUAAAACCAUUUUUACAAACACAGUUAAAUAAAAGUAUUAAAAAUAAAUGUUAACUUUCAUCUAUCUUUUCAUGCAAAAAAAAUCUCAGUUCUAUUCCAUAUUUUAUUCUAAAAUAGUAUAAAAAAUAGAAUAUAAACAAAAAAUAAAAAUAUUAUUUUAUUUAUGGAAUAGUCUCAUUCUUACUCCAAAAUUCGUAAUAUGUUAACAUUUUUGGUGGACUGGAUGGUUUACUAACUUAAAUCAUCUGCUAUAAAACACGUUUGAAUUUAAAUUCCACAACGCUCUAUAUUCAGCAGAAAAAUAUAUUUUAGUUAAAUACCUCUGCGUCUCGGUCAAACCUUUGGAAUUAUGUAGUCCACCUAUAUACAUGUGCAUGUUACAGGCCAAAUGUUCAUUACAUAAUUUACAAUGUGACCAGUUUUCCUCUUCUUUUGAGUUUUGAAUAAUCAAUUUUAUACUACAUGUUUUCAUAAUUUUCCUCUCUUUCUUUUAUGCCAUCAAAUAUUCUUCUCCACGCUACUCUUCUCUAACUUACUUGCUUGACUUCGUAGUCUAUAAGAAGCUGCUUAGAAAUAGCCUUCGGUUUAACUCAGUACACUGUACACGUAUAACUUCCACCACUAUUUCCCAAUGGAAUUUAAUAAUACAGCAGAAACCAAUGCGAAACUAUUGAAAUACGACUACUUAUGUAUGUUAUCGUAUUUCACAUUCGAAAUAUUAUGUUUUUAAAAAUACUAGAUGUUUAUUGUUUUAUACAAUACAGGUUGAUCCUAGCAAAAUUACUGAAAUAUGACAACUUUGGUUCACUUUACAAAAAUCACAUUUUGAAAAUAUAAACAGCUGUAUUUCAAGAAAAAAUAUAUAUAUAUAUAAACAGCUACGUAUUUUGUUUUGGGUGGAGAAUCUUCCUUGAUUUUGCUUGUUCUUUUUCGAUUGUUUCAUCAAAUCCGAACUCUUUUUCUUUGGGUAGGGGGGACCCCAUAUCAACUUUAUUUGGUCUCCUCAGGGUUUUCAUAUAACCUAGCUCCUCUUUAUAAACCACAUACUCGUGCAUCAAUUAGUACAAACACCACAAAGGCUGUAAACGAUCAAUAUUAUUACCAGAAGAAGAAAAAAAACUGUAAGAAAGAAGUGAUCAGAAUCAAAACAACAAAUGGGUUCUCUGAUUAAGAGUGGCGGUGUAAGCGGUGCGAUUUUGUCGCGGAUAGCGACCAACGACCAACACGGAGAAAACUCAGAGUAUUUUGAUGGAUGGAAAGCUUAUGACAAAGAUCCUUUUCAUCUUUCUCGUAAUCCCCACGGGAUUAUCCAAAUGGGUCUUGCAGAGAAUCAGCUUUGUUUAGACUUGAUCAAAGAUUGGAUCAAAGAGAACCCAAAAGCUUCUGUUUGCACCCCUGAGGGUGUUUAUCAAUUUAGCGACAUCGCUAACUUCCAAGACUAUCAUGGCCUUAAUGAGUUUAGACAGGCAAUUGCAAAUUUCAUGGGAAAAGCUAGAGGUGGAAGAGUAACGUUUGAUCCGGAGAGGAUAGUGAUGAGUGGCGGUGCUACCGGAGCCAAUGAAACAAUUAUGUUUUGCCUCGCCGAUCCCGGCGAUGUUUUUCUUGUUCCCUCUCCUUAUUAUGCCGCAUUUGAUAGAGACUUGAGGUGGCGUACAGGUGUCGAGAUAGUUCCGGUUCACUGUUCCAGCUCCAACAACUUCAAAUUAACCGUCGAGGCCGUGGAAUGGGCCUACAAAAAAGCUGUACAGUCCAACAAGAACGUCAAAGGCCUACUCUUCACCAACCCAUCAAAUCCGCUCGGUACAAUCUUAGACAAGGAUACACUUAAGAACUUAGUCCGUUUCGUCACGAGGAAUAACAUUCACCUUGUCGUGGACGAGAUCUAUGCUGCCACCGUCUUCGCUGGAGAAAAUUUUGCAAGCGUCGCCGAGGUGGUCAAAGACUUAGAUAGCUCUGAAGUCAACGUUGACUUGAUUCACAUUGUCUAUAGUCUCUCCAAAGACAUGGGACUUCCCGGUUUUAGAGUUGGUAUAGUCUAUUCUUACAACGACUCGGUUGUGUCAUGCGCAAGAAAAAUGUCGAGUUUCGGACUAGUUUCGUCUCAGACACAGUUCAUGCUUGCUUCGAUGUUGUCGGAUGAUAGUUUCGUGGAUAAUUUCCUUAUGGAAAGUUCAAAAAGAUUAGGGAUAAGGCAUGGUGUUUUUACCCUAGGGCUCAAGAAAGCAGAUAUUAAUUGCUUGAUAAGCACUGCAGGUUUAUUCGUGUGGAUGGAUCUGAGACAUCUACUAAGAGUUCGUAACUCGUUUGAAUCCGAGAUCGAGCUUUGGCAUAUAAUCAUCGACAAAGUGAAGCUCAAUGUUUCGCCCGGCUCUUCCUUCCAGUGCACGGAACCUGGUUGGUUUAGGGUUUGCUUUGCCAACAUGGAUGAUGAUACUCUCCAUGUGGCGCUUCGACGGAUCCAAGAUUUCGUGUCCAAGAAUAGCAACAAGACCGCUGAGAAAGCAUCGGAUAAUGAUCAGUUAAUUCAGAGCAACAAUGCUAAGAAGCAGAAAUGGAAGCAGAGUAAUCUCCGACUAAGUUUCCGACGACUUUACGAGGAUGGACUCUCUUCGCCGGGGAUAAUGUCACCACAUUCACCUCUUCUCCGAACAUAAAACCAUAAUUGGAUGAACUCGUCACCCCAAGUGUUAAUUGAUCUUUAAUUAGUAAGUCGUUAAGCUUAUGUUUUUUUUAUUGUAAGAUUUGCAUCAUUCAACUUCAACACUAGGGUUGAUUAUGACUACAAGCUUUUUUUCUGGGUCAAAUUGUAACUUUUAAGAUUUGUGUGCUUAGUUUCUUGCUGUUAUUUUUUUCUCACUCAGGAUUUGAUCCAUGGAUUAUCCUAGUGGUGCUGGUGUGUAGUAUUUGUCCUUUUGGAAAGGUUUUCUUUAAUUGUUGUGUGUAAUAAAUGAAAUAUUAUACUUAUCUAUAAUUGGGAUACUA
Molecule: messenger RNA, 4682 nt
Organism: Brassica rapa (field mustard)
Lineage: Eukaryota; Viridiplantae; Streptophyta; Magnoliopsida; Brassicales; Brassicaceae
Product: 1-aminocyclopropane-1-carboxylate synthase 2
Biological process (GO): biosynthetic process; amino acid metabolic process
Molecular function (GO): transaminase activity; pyridoxal phosphate binding
Source: RefSeq, a predicted model, not a curated record